ACAGACGGCCUUCAUAAAUGACUAUAAGCGGCUGCUGGCGGUUUUUAUUGUAACAUUUUUUUUCAUAGUUUGUCUCUCCACGUCAUGGCAUUUUCUCUGCGAGACGAUCCCCGCGGCCCUGACCGCUGGGACCCCGAGUCUCCGGCCCUGUCCACCUGCAGCAACGCCGACAUCUUCCGCAGGAUGAACACUAUGCUGGGCAACGCGCUGGACUUCACCGGCGUGUGCACGACGCCCAACACUAAGGACAAGCGAGACCUCCUGUGUGACCAAAAAGAAUCUGAGCUGACUCCCGUGGGCAGCAGGAUGCUCUUUCCCAGCAGCGGUGGUGCUGGCCUGUCUCCCUCCCACGAGAUGCAGUCAUCCCGGGGCCUACCGGAUGUGUCAGACCUAGGCCUGGGCCUCCAGUCUCUCAGUCUGUCUGGCUGGGAGCGUCCCUGGAGCAGCCGGGAGUCUGAUACACUCACCACCACCUCCCAGGUUCAGUCAAGCUCGCCUUCUAUGCUCAGCAUACUCAACAGUCCGCUGGGUAACAUCUUGGGAAAGCCCCCCAGCUACCUGCCCACGGAGUCCAUGAGCAUGACUGCUGACUUCCUGGAGAAGUUUCCUGGCAUGGCUCGCGUGGCAAACAGAUUGGACUCUCGCUCCUUUUUGGAUUCUCGUUCCAGCAGUCCUGUGGACUCGGAGACCAGUGGCUUCAGUUCUGGCUCAGACCACCUCUGCGAUCUACUCUCAUCUUUGAGGAUUUCCCCUCCUCUACCUUACCUUCAGUCAAACAUGCAGAAGGACUCCCUGCGGUUGGGGUCCAGCUUGGACCACAAUGACAGUAGCUCACCCUUAACUCCUCCACCAAGUGUCAGCCCUUCCUCUUCAGCAAUUUCUCGCCGCUGGCCGACAGGCUCUCUCUGGCCUGGCUUGGAUGUGCUUGACCAGUCUGACAAUGCGUUUAGCAUUGAGAGGGAGGCCCGCCUUCACAGGCAGGCUGCAGCGGUGAAUGAGGCCACAUUCACCUGGAGUGGCCAGCUGCCCCCCAGAAAUAACAAGAAUCCUCUGUACUCCUGCAAAGUCUUUCUUGGUGGAGUUCCUUGGGACAUCACAGAAGCUGGCCUCAUCAACACCUUCAGUAGUUAUGGCCCUCUGUCUGUAGAGUGGCCAGGUAAGGAUGGCAAGCACCCUCGCUGCCCUCCUAAAGGGUAUGUGUACCUGGUGUUUGAGAACGAGAAGUCUGUGCGGGCAUUGCUGCAUGCUUGCACCCAGGACCUACUUCACCCAGAGGACAGCGGAGAGUACUACUUCAAAAUGUCAAGCCGCCGAAUGCGAUGCAAGGAUGUGCAGGUCAUCCCGUGGGUGAUUUGUGACAGCAACUAUGUGCGCUGCCCUUCCCAGCGCUUGGACCCCAGCAAGACUGUAUUUGUUGGUGCACUGCAUGGCAUGCUAAAUGCUGAGGCCCUGGCCAGCAUCAUGAACGACCUAUUUGGAGGAGUCAUGUACGCCGGCAUCGAUACGGACAAACACAAGUACCCCAUAGGCUCUGGACGUGUCACAUUCAACAAUCAGCGCAGUUACCUGAAGGCGGUGUGUGCAGCGUUUGUGGAGAUCAAAACCCCCAAGUUUACAAAGAAGGUCCAGAUUGACCCGUACCUGGAGGACUCCCUAUGUCAGGUUUGCAGUCGCCAAGCUGGUCCGUUCUUCUGCAGAGAUCAGGCCUGUUUCAAGUACUACUGUCGCUCUUGCUGGCAUUGGCAGCACUCCAUGGACAUCCUGAGUAACCACCGGCCCUUAAUGCGCAAUCAGAAGAACCGGGACUCCAGUUAGACCACAGGAGUCCAAACUGGGACUGGAGCGAGUCCCAUGCUGCGGGGCCAGGGGCUGCCCGCCAAGGAGCGCACGUGUCGGCCGUCCUCACACGAGGGUGCCACGGCACUCACCGGGCACUUAGGGAGUCUCACUAGGAAACAUUCACUAUUGCACUUGCUCCAUGUUUGCUGUUGUUCACAGUGGCACUAUGCACAGCGACCUUGUUGGGAGAGACAAGGGGCCCUUCACAUCCCCCCCUUCCCCCUCCCUUCCCAGUCUUGUUGCCAGACCUACAUUUAGUGGAUGAAAACAAUUUUUUCUUUUUGUUGCAUAGUGAAGAGCAGUCUUGCAAGUCCUAAUACUGUUCAUUGGCAAACGCCAUACAGUGCCUUUAAGUUUUUUUAUCGCCACCGACCUGAGUUGGCAUAUCCCUUCGUGCAAGUCAACUGGUGUUUUUUUUUUUUUUUUUUUUUUUUUUUUUUUUUUUUUUACUUUUGGGAGAUGAAUGUUGAUCUUCAUUUAAACAGUCGCAUUUCAGACAUUUUUACGCAGUUUUUUACUAAUUUGUACACAGACAGUUUUAAGUCAAUUCAUAAAAUUUUGAACCGGUUUCUACCAGGCGGCUUUUUAAUUUUUGUUCCCCCUCUCCGAAUGCAUCCCCCCUCGUCCCCCACCCACAGUUUCAGCUGAACGGGCACCAUGUUGGAUUUACUACUCAAGUUAUCUUGUUGGUCCAAGUUGUAUUAAAUCUUGAUCCUGGAUAUUGUUUUGGUAGUUAUCCAUGGUCUUAUAGAAUCAGUUGUUCCAGAAGUAUCUCAAACAAUCCUCGCUGUUGUUUUUGACUCGUUAUCUUGUGGGUGUGUUUUUUUUUUUCCCAAAUCAACUGCAUCUUGAGAUGAGAAUGCCUAAUCCUGUUUUUGACGGUACAUAGUUUGAAUUUUGCACUUUUUAAUUUGCACUUGUGGAGGGUGGCAGUGGUUUUUAAUCACCUUUGUACAUCAGCAGAGGGACAUGUCUUAAUGUGACCAGCUGCUUGUUUCCUGUUGAAUGUAAGAACUUCCACUUUGCUGAUAUAGAGCUUGAGUAGACCCUCAGACAUGAUUCCAUGCUUUCUUAAACAUUUCUGCCUUACUGUUCCAGUUGAACGGGAGUGCAUAAUAAGCUGUGUGCCAAAGACAGUGUCUUUCUUUAGCCAUUAGGUUCAUCAUGCUGAGCUUGUUGUCCUUCAGCCCAGCUGCUUUUUAGAGUUUUGAAAGUCUACCUCACUGUGGUCUGCCAAGUUUGCUGCAACUGACAGUUGUGGAGUUUGUUCAGAUUGGGCACAAUAAAGGUGUUGAAGCAUUA
This is a messenger RNA of Thalassophryne amazonica, 3141 nucleotides long. Its product is annotated as cytoplasmic polyadenylation element-binding protein 1-like. Gene Ontology annotation, biological process: negative regulation of cytoplasmic translation. The record is from RefSeq and is a predicted model, not a curated record. Gene Ontology annotation, molecular function: mRNA 3'-UTR binding; translation factor activity, RNA binding; mRNA regulatory element binding translation repressor activity. Bases 85 to 1815 code for a protein of 576 amino acids. Gene Ontology annotation, cellular component: cytoplasm; nucleus; synapse. The transcript has 12 exons. NCBI's taxonomy places the organism in Eukaryota, Metazoa, Chordata, Actinopteri, Batrachoidiformes, Batrachoididae.